AUGUUAUUAUAUAUUAUUUAUGAUUAUCAGAUAAACUUUUUUGAAGAACCUCAACAUCCAGUAUGGAAAAUAAUAUUAUUAAAACAAUGUUGUGGAUUAAAUUCAAAAUAUUCUAAAUCAAAUAUUCAAGAAUAUCAAUGGUUUAAACAAACAUUUUUUUCCUAUUUUUGUCCAGAUUUACAUUUAAAACAAGAUCAAAUUUUACAAUUCGAACAUACAUUUAAAAUAAAAUAUUCGCCUCAAGGUGUUUGUUUACCAUUAAUUAAUCAUGAAUUAAAAAUUGAAUUAAUUUUAAUUUCACUUGAUCUUGGUUUUGGUGUUCUUCUUAUGUUACUUACAUGGUUAUUUAUUUGGCAAGAUCGAUUAUUAUAUUUAACAUUACUUAAAAAUAAAUUACAAAAACAAAAAAAUCCUUCAAUCAUAAGUAUUAAUAAAUCAUCAAUUACAUCCGUGAUUCAAGAACCUAUAAUAACUGAAAUUCCAAAAAUAUCAACAUUGCUUACAUAUGAAAAAUUAAAUGAACCAAAACAAUUAGUUACAAUGAAAUCUUCUGAAACUAAACGAUUGUACAAAGGAUAUCUGACUGCAUUAGAAGAUGAGAAAUAA
Molecule: messenger RNA, 606 nt
Organism: Rotaria sordida
Lineage: Eukaryota; Metazoa; Rotifera; Eurotatoria; Philodinida; Philodinidae
Source: the annotation of a GenBank genome assembly